AUGUAUAGCUUUGUGGACCAACUACGCCAGCACAGGCGGAAACUUCUUUUAUUAUGUGUGGCCCUAGCAACGCUUGCUGUAAUAUGCGAGGCACAAGAAUCCUCGUUUUCGGUGAGUCUUAGUUCUGGGGAGCCUCUGCUACCUUGCGUGUACAGAGGAAUCCCAUACCUCCACGGAGAGGAAUGGAAAGUAGACGAAUGCACCACUUGUGCCUGCGACAACGCCACGACGACCUGUGUGAUUGAGAGUUGUCAGCCCGCCUUCUGCGCUGAGCCAAUAAAACCGGAGGGAGAAUGCUGCUUCCUCUGUCCUUACAACGUAAGGGUGAGGAGGGUUACCCCUGAAAUCACGAGCUCAAACACGAUCGCUGAAGGUGGAGACAACAGCCUUGUUCUUGAUAUUCCUAUUAAGUUCCAGGAAGCACAGGAUACCACCGGUGUCGUAGGAGAGAACCUCUGGAGACUCAGUAUGUGGGCCUCAGCGACCCCUGAUGGCAGAGGGGCAAGGUUCGGGUAUCAAAGAAAUGUCAUUGACGAGGAACAAAUGUCAAAGUACUACAAGAAGAAAGAAGCUUUCGCUUUCCGCGAUGUCGAGUACAACUUUAAUGACCCCAUGGCGGAAUGUUCCGACAUGAAUUACAUCUGCGCUCGCAUCGACCGAGGAGACAACCCCACCACCAAGGGUAACUUAGGCUACGAGUUUUCAGGGUGGCCCGACGAAUACGCCCAGAUCGGUUGCACCGGAGCUCCAGAGUGUAAAGGAAUUGUUGCUGAGGAUAUGGACUGGACAUUGGAGCCUCUGGAGACGGUCAUUCCAGGACAACCAACAUCGGUCAGCAUUGAUAACAACGUGGCCUUCCGUGCAGGCAACCCUACUCUGUCCGGUAUGGGUUUGUGGCGAAUGGGUGUCUUUGGCAGCAGGAACAUGCAAGGUACAGGCGAUAAAUUCGGCUACGUCUCUCAGACCCUGAGCAGACCUCAGCAGAGUACCACCCUGGAAGAGAACGAUGCUCUAGAGGUGAUGGAUGCGGUGACCGACUUCGAGAUUGGUUCCAUCGGUUGCAAUGACUACGGGUAUGUCUGCGUCGACUUCACCGGUGGGGAUGCUCCAAGCCCAACCUACUUUUUCCGUGUGGCCGGGGCUAUUGAUUCCACUCGGGCGGCAAACACCCUCGUUAAAUGUAAAGAACAGGAGUGUCUUGCAAAUCUCUGGGCGGAAUCUCUAGAUUGGUCACUGACUCCAACAGGACGAGUUCUGCCCGGUCAAGAAUCUGAGGUUAGCAUUGCCAGCAACGUCAUGUUUGAAAUGGACAACCGGCCAGUUGAAGGACAGGGACUGUGGAGACAGGGUAUUUACGGAAGCAGAAACCGCGACGGAACAGGAGAAAAGUUCAACUACAAGACACAGACCCUUGAUAGAAUGCAAGAAGCACUCCCUCUGGAACAGGAUAGCUCGCUUGAGAUUCCCGAAGCAAUGACGGAGUUUGAGAUUGGCACAGUUGGUUGCAAUGAUUUCGGCUACGUUUGCGUAGAAUUUACGGGUGGAGAUGACCCUGAGCCGCUGUACUACUUCCGGGUAGUAGGAUCACCGACAGAUAAGUCCGAGGACAAUACACUUGUCCUUUGCAAGGAGCAGGAGUGUUUGUCGAGGGCUAUAUUUACCGACUUGGAGGCCGAUCUUGGCGAGCAGGUCAUUGUCGAAAACAAGAACAACCCACUUACCGUGGACUUGACCGGUAUCACGCACGACGACUCCACAAACGUGGUCGGGGAAGAACUCUGGUUGGUUGGUGCGUAUGCCAGCAUGAAUCCUGAGGGCACUGGAACAAAGACCGGCUACGUGGAGCAAAUCUUAGACCUUGACGGUUCAGCUACAGACCUCAACGAUGAUGAGAAUUUGAUGAUGGAUGGCAAAGACUUCGAAUUCGACAUGACGGGAAUCCGUUGUGCAGAGGCCCCUUACCUCUGCUUUGAUCUGGAUAAGAAUCCUAGGGCCAGUGUCAGCUACAUCUUUGAGGAUCGUCCCGAUGAAUCAGUUACAACCACAUGUAUCGACAUGAGAGAACGCUGCAAGGGCGCUGUUGCUCGAGAUAUCGAAUGGGAAGCGGAAAUCGGAGAUGCUCCAUUUGGACAACCAUCUCCUCUGACCAUCGAUGCAGAUGUAUUGUUCGAUCCAGAUAGUCCCGACGUAGCUGGAGAUGGUCUAUGGCAGUUGGGUGUCUUUGCGGCUAAAAUGCCUGAUGGCACCGGACCCCGCAGAGAUGAGGUGACACAAACCCUCGACCCUUACAACCAAGCCUUGCCUCUCGAAGAAGGUGGUCCUCUGGGAUUCGGCAGUAUCGACGUCCCUUUCCCCAUCGACGAGCUCGGUUGUGACGACUACAGAUGGCUGUGUAUCGAAUUCAAAAGGGGUGAAUCACCCAACCCUGAUUUUGGAUUCACCACCGAGAGCGGGGAAGACUCCAUCAUUAGCUGCAAAGAGCAAAAGUGUCGAGGCGUUGAAAUUGAUAGCCUCACAUCCUCUCCGACUGAUGUCCUCACGGACUUGAUGCUACGCGAAGGCAACGCUGACAACCCACUGACAUACAACUCCGUCGCUACCACUACCGACGAGUCAGGUACAGUGCGAGGUGUGGACCUCUGGACACUCAGCCAGUGGGGUAGCGAGAACGCCAACGGAGACGGACCUCAAAACAAUUUCCAGGAGUCCGUCCUAUCGGAUUACUUUGCUGCCCUUCCAGUCAUGAUGUCAGGAGAAACCCUCGAUUUCGUCCCGCUGGUCACAAACUUCGACAUGACCGAUCUCAAGUGUCCCCAGGUCAAAUACAUUUGUAACGAGGUCAACCGAGAUCAAGGCUCACAACCAGAGUUCCAAUUUACCGGUGUUCCAGACGAAUCUGUGUUGAGAAGCUGUUUCGAGGUGCCCGAUGAUGCUUGCAAAGGUGUUAUCUUCGACGAUUUGGACUGGGACAUGACCCCCAUGGGACCGGUCACGGCUGAUGCACCUGAUGACGUCCUCUUCAACGUAGACCUUAGCACCUUACCUGACAGUGGAUCAGCCGAUGGUGAUGGACUCUGGCGAAUCGGAGUCUUCGGCGCUCAAAAUGUAGAUGGAGCCGGACCCCGUCUUGGCUACCUCCGUCAGAUCCUGGACCGUAAUGAAGCCUCCACCCCCGCAGCAGGUGCUGGAGAACCACUGGAGCUGAAGAAUCUGGCCACCGAAUUCGAUUUGUCUCAGAUCGGAUGUGACUCGGAGUACACCUUCCUGUGUCUUGAGUUCUCCAAGGGUAUGCGUGCCAACCCUGACUUUGAGUUCGAGGUACAAGGCGGUGGCGAUGUCAUCAUCAGUUGUAAGGAGCAACCUUGUCGUAGACCUGUCAUUGUCACCGACGUGGAAACGGAUCUACUUGGAAACGGUCGAGUUAACGAGGGAACUCGCAACAACCGUAUCCUGUACGAUAUGACUGCCAUCGCCGAUCCUUCCAGCGGUAAGGCCGAGGGACGGGACCUCUGGGAAAUGACCACUUUUGGUAGCACAUUCCCAGACGGUCGAGGCCAGCGAUUCAAGCCUGCGACAGCGUACACGUUCACUCAGUACCAGAAGGAUAGACCAGCUUCCCCUGGUGAGGACAUCCGUUACGGAGCCGUGGACACCAAUUUCGACAUGACUGGACUGACUUGCAACCAGAUCAGGUACUUCUGUUCUGAGCUGCGCAAGGGUGAAUAUGCCUCUCCUGACUACCAGUUUGUCGCCAAGCCCGAUGAGGAUGUGCUCGUAGACUGCUUCGAACUCAACUGUGAAGGUGUUGUGAUUGAUAACACACGUUUGACGCUGAAUAGCGAUGACGAGCUUGAAGAUGGACCCAACGAAUUGAACUUCGACUUCCGAGUUGACUCCAAUCCCAAUGGUGGUGACGCUGAGGGGGAUAACCUGUGGCGUCUGGAGACCUUCACUUCCAACAGCGGCGACGGAUCAGGUCGUCGCGAUAUCCUCAAGCAGCAGACCUUGGAUCCUGCUGACGCGAGCACAGACCUGGGGGCCGGCAACAGCAUGGUGUUCCGCAACCUGAACGCCAUGGUGGACUCGGCCGACGUCAAUUGCGAGGAGGACUACUACCUCUGCGCCGAGAUUACGAAGCACGAGAGUUCCAGCCCUGAUUUCUCAAUGGAAGGCUCAAGGGAAGAUUCCACUACAAGUUGUAAAUUAGUUAAGUGUAAGAAAGCAGAGCCCCCUCCAGUUCAAGGGCGACCCGGACCUAAGGGUGCUAGAGGCGAACCCUUCGAGAUUCCACCUGGUAUGGUAGGACCCCCUGGACGUGCUGGACUACCCGGAACAGUUGGAUACCGUGGACGCCGUGGACCCAAUGGACUUGGUGGACCCCCUGGAUCUCGUGGAGAGGAUGGUCGCGACGGUCGAUCUGGAGGACGUGGACGCCCUGGACCCCCUGGACCCCCCGGACCAACUGGUGAAGUUGCCGCCGCUGCCCAAACCUCAAAGGGACCAAGUUGGAACGCAGCUGCCUUCCCAUACAUGCGUGGAGCAAUGGCAGUGGGACUACCUGGAUCGGCUGGUUAUGCUGGUACCCGUGGAAACCGAGGACCUGCUGGUAUGCGUGGACCCUCUGGACAAUCAGGACCUUCUGGACCUAUCGGUUCUGCUGGACCACGCGGACCACGUGGUGAAGACGGUCCUGAUGGAGAUGAUGGCAAGAAUGGCGCCCUGGGACAACUCGGAUUCCCCGGUGAACCCGGACGACCUGGGUCUGCUGGAUCCCCUGCAAGAAAUGGAGCUCCUGGACACAAAGGAUGGACCGGUAUGUUCGGAAGGAAGGGAGCCCGUGGAGAUAGGGGAGAAUCUGGAAGCGCUGGACUCGAAGGUGUUGGCGGAUCCGUGGGAGCAAUUGGAAACGCUGGAGCUCGUGGACUGCCUGGAUCAACUGGACAAACUGGACAAAAGGGAAUUGUCGGAGAACGCGGAAGCACUGGCGAAGUUGGAGAUAAUGGACGCAUUGGUAACACCGGACCUAUGGGCGUUUCCGGAGCAGUCGGGUUGAGCGGAGCCAAGGGACAAGUUGGAAGCUCUGGAGAACAAGGAACACCCGGUACAGUCGGUCUGCUGGGCGAGACUGGCAAGCGUGGCGCUCAUGGAAGUGCCGGAGCACCGGGAACACCCGGAGCAAACGGCGAUGGUGGCUCUAUGGGAGAAGUUGGUAUUGCAGGAGACCUGGGUUUGCCAGGACAGAACGGCGCACCCGGAACCCAGGGCACAACUGGUAUUGAAGGAAUCGAUGGCGAACGUGGAAACCCAGGAUUGAUCGGAUUUGUUGGUGUGGAUGGUCCCCGUGGAGCCGCCGGAUCUAGGGGCCAGCGUGGAAUAGUCGGAGAGCAAGGACGUGUUGGAAGCCAGGGAGAGUCUGGAGAACAAGGUUUAACUGGACCAACUGGAUCUCGUGGAUCUAUGGGAGAACCUGGACCUAGUGGAGCUCCAGGUCUCCUUGGAGCUGGUGGUCUGAAGGGAACUCUGGGAGACAACGGAGAGGCAGGAGCCGCUGGAACCCCCGGAGAAGCAGGAACUAGGGGAUCACCAGGUUCAGCCGGAACCCCAGGAUCGACAGGAGAAAAUGGCCACCCUGGAGAAGACGGUCUAGCUGGCAGCGAUGGAAAGACUGGUGCAACUGGCUCACAAGGCAGGGAUGGAGCUUCCGGAGCAGCAGGAGAGAGGGGAGCUACUGGCCCACCAGGACAGCAGGGACCCCCUGGUCUGGGUGGAGAAUCUGGAAUCAGCGGAUCUCGUGGUGCCCCUGGAUCACCAGGAACCCGUGGAGAGGCUGGCGAAGAAGGAGAACCAGGAGCAGCCGGACAGGUUGGACUUCCAGGAUCCCAAGGAAGGCGUGGAGAUGAUGGACCUCAAGGACCCGGCGGUAUUGCAGGACUACAGGGACAAACAGGAAUGGAUGGUAACACCGGAGCUCGUGGAUCCCGUGGAGACCGCGGACCCAUUGGACAAACUGGAACCAUGGGAGCUACUGGCGAAGUUGGAGAACAAGGUCUUCGUGGGGCUGCUGGACUUCAGGGUCCCGGUGGUCUUGUAGGAGAGCGUGGAGUUGAUGGACGUGCUGGGCGACAAGGAGAAGUUGGACUCACUGGAUCAGGUGGUAUCGGUGGACCUCCAGGACUCCGUGGACUACAGGGACCUCCUGGACUCCGUGGAGGAGUUGGACCUACCGGAUCAAUGGGAGAGGAUGGUGAUCCAGGUGUUUCUGGACAGCAAGGAUCCUCUGGAAGGACUGGAGAGCGAGGAAGCCAAGGACCACCUGGACCCACCGGACCUGGUGGAGGACGAGGACAAAAUGGAGAGAGUGGAGGACCAGGAGAGAACGGACCUGAUGGAGCUCAGGGAACACGCGGUAUCCUCGGAGAGAAGGGAUCAGGAGGACCUCGCGGAAUCCCUGGAAAUCCCGGUCCAGGAGGAGCUCCCGGUGAACGUGGAUCAGCAGGUAACCCAGGAGAGAAGGGAGAGGCCGGACCAUCAGGUGUUCAAGGACGUUCAGGACGUGUUGGACAAGCUGGUCAGCCCGGAGCCCGUGGAUCUCGUGGAGAGACCGGUCUUGAAGGAUCAGUCGGACCUCUCGGAAGCCCCGGUAUGAACGGACCUACAGGAGCUCGUGGUGAAAUGGGCCCAACUGGAAACUCUGGAAAUAAUGGAAAGACUGGAGAUCUUGGACAACAGGGAUCUCGAGGACCUCAGGGUAACCCCGGAUUAAUGGGAGAGCGUGGUAUCGAAGGACUUCAGGGACCAACAGGAGCUUCAGGAGAAUCUGGCCGUCCUGGCAACAUGGGACCCCGUGGACCCGUUGGAAACAGUGGAUCCCCAGGAACUCUCGGAUCAGGCGGUCUUGGCGGAUUGACUGGACCCACCGGACCUGCUGGACCCGCUGGACGACCCGGAUCCGAGGGAGCCCCAGGAAACCCUGGAAAUGACGGACUUCGUGGAGAUGAUGGAGGCAAGGGACCUAAUGGCGCCCAGGGAGCUCGUGGAAUUUCUGGAAGCAACGGCCGUGAUGGAAAGGAUGGCAAACCUGGAAUUCCUGGAAUGGAGGGAUCUAGGGGAGAUACAGGAGUAAGAGGAUCGGAAGGUAUCGCCGGCAUCGCUGGACCUAGGGGAGUACUUGGUGCUCUCGGAGCCCAGGGAGAACGCGGACACCGUGGCAAGAUUGGAAGCCAAGGAUCCGUUGGAAGCCACGGAGAAGAUGGAUCUACUGGUCCAAUGGGUUCAGUCGGACCUGCUGGUCCUCGUGGAGAGACCGGUUCAUCUGGACCUUCGGGACACAAAGGACAAAAUGGUAUGCCCGGAGCACCCGGCGCUGGCGGAAAAGCUGGAGAAUCUGGACCACGUGGAGAGCAAGGCUCUGAUGGAGUUCGUGGUCUUCCAGGAAACAAUGGAGCCAACGGAAAGAACGGAAAGGAAGGACCCCGUGGACCCCCAGGACUCCGUGGAUCAUAUGGUACUCGUGGAGAGCGUGGAACCUAUGGAACCGAAGGACCACCCGGACCACCUGGACCUCCCGGACCUCCUGGUGAAGUUCAAAUGAGCGGAUUUGCCUUCCAGCCACAACAAUCUCAGCAAUCAAAGGGACCAAGCCAGUACUCUCAUUACUACCGUGACGAGAUCCCCAAGACCGUUGAAGAACUGGACCGCACCAAGUUUGAGAUGUACCUCGCCAAGUUCGAAUUCCAGAUCCAGAGCAUGUACGCCCCCAUCGGCAGCAGGGAAAUGCCAGCACGCAGCUGCAAGGACCUCUUCAAAUGCUUCCCCGAUGCCCUUGAUGGUGAUUAUUGGAUCGAUUCUAACGAGGGUUCCGUCAAGGAUGCCUACCUAGCUCAGUGCGUAAGGGACGGCGCAGAUGGCAACCCAGAGACUUGCAUCCACCCAAGAUCAGCCACUAUUUCCCGUGCUCCAUGGUACCGUGGUAACUCAGGACACCACUACAUCAGCCAGAUGAACGGACUCGAGAAGUUCUCUUACGAAGCCAGCGAGGUCCAGAUGACCUUCCUGCGUCUGCUGUCCAACAAGGCACACCAGAACGUGACCUACCACUGUAAGAACUCUGUGGCUGUACGCGACAGGCAGACUGGAUCAACAGAGCAGGCUCUGAGACUCAUGACAACAUCAGAUGUAGAAUUAUCACUUGAUGCACCAAGCCAGGAGCAAUACGAAGUUAUUGAAGACGGAUGCCAGCUCCGAACAGGAGAAUGGGGCCAGACAGUUAUAAACUAUUCCACCAGGAGAAAUACCCGUCUCCCAAUUGUUGAUGUCGCUCCUUCAGAUAUUGGAAGAGAAGACCAAGAAUUUGGCAUCACUCUGGGACCCGUCUGUUUCUCAUAAUUUAAAGAAACCGACUUGACAGUAUUCUAACUUCUCGUGUGAAACCCCAUCCAAAGAAACCAUGAAACGAACAAAUUAUAUAAAUGAUGAAUUAUUUGGUAAUAGCGCCGAAUUGCUUCUGACAGCCUUUUUUGGAUAUGAACUUGUUUACACUUGGGAGAUGGUGACCAUUUUCUUUAUUUUCACAAAGCAAUACGAAAUUUUUGUAGGGAAGCUUCAUUUUAAAAAUACAUCUCCGGAAAAUUAGAAAUCCUACAUUCAAUGGGCUGUCCAGUAAGAUUAUACCAGCAAUAUAAAAGUGCCUUCUGUGGUUUACCUUAAAAUGAUCGUUAACAUUUUAGCUCUGUUCGAAAGAAAGUAUGCCGUCCUAGAGACAACUUCUGACAAAAUACCAGUACGAUCGGUUUUGUUCCAUGUACAUGUAUGUGUGUGAUCCCAAGUCAUUCCUGUAGUAUAUAGCUAUAGUCUAUAUCGUUCCUUAGAUGUUUUGCCCUAAUUUUCCUUUCAUUUGAUGUAGUUUUUCAGAUACCAUGAUAACCAUUUAGUCUAGAUUGCAGUGUUCACAUAUCGAAGUAGAUAAUUUAGAAUUACUCUAGAUUUGAACAUUUUCAUCUGUAAUUCCAUAGAUUUGCAUGUGUAUACCAACGAGAUUUGUAGACAGUAGGUUCCAUCCCCCCCCCUCCCCACCCAUCAUGCCCAUUGUUGUGUAUUGUGUAGCUCCCUCAUUCCCCUGGAAUUAUAUCAGUCUGAACGAUUCAAACGAUUGAUUCUGUUUUUGUUGAUAUUGUACAUAGUAUAGAAACAUUAUCUCAAGACCGCUAGGCCUUUGGUUUAAAUUCAGCCGGUGCAUGCUGGGUAAAGUAACCAUAGCAACGAUAUUGUGAUGAAGUAUAGUACUGGGUCUGGCAUGGAACGUUGACGUGAGAAAGAUUUAUUUGUUUGCAAUUAUGAGAUGUAUAAUGUUAAUGAUCAUUUUGAAGUAAAAACACAAAAUAUUGAAAAAAGAAGAAAUUAUAUAUUAUUGAUGAAUGUAUAAAAACAAGUUCAGAGCAUCCCUACAAA
Molecule: messenger RNA, 9447 nt
Organism: Strongylocentrotus purpuratus (purple sea urchin)
Lineage: Eukaryota; Metazoa; Echinodermata; Echinoidea; Camarodonta; Strongylocentrotidae
Product: collagen, 5 alpha fibrillar
Exons: 71
Coding region: 1-8385 (2794 amino acids)
Molecular function (GO): extracellular matrix structural constituent; protein binding
Source: RefSeq, a predicted model, not a curated record